UUAAAAAGAAAAAGUCCUGCCAAAUUAUACACAAACACUAUCCACAGACAGACAAGCCAGUUUCUUUAAGAAAUAUCUGUGGUUUUACUGUUUAUAUACUGUGCAUUGAUCACUUGAUUUGAAAUUUCAAAAUGACGAAAUUCACCGCAGCAGCCUUUGUUUUUCUGACAUGCAUGACACUGCUGUUCACAACAGAAGUAAUCUCAGCCAGACUACAGCUACGCUGCCAGUGUGUUAAAAUGUAUUCGGGAAAACCAAUUAACCCUAAACUAAUACAGACUGUACAAAAGAUUCCUGCUGGAGCACAGUGCAAAAACAUGGAGAUCAUUGCCACUCUGAAAAAUGGACAGAUGUGCCUCAAUCCCGAAAAUGAAUGGGUGAAAGAGAUCACCAAAGAAUAAUUUCCCAUCUGUGUUUGAAUGCAGAAGUUAAUGGUUUUUCUUACUGCAUGUUGUAGCACACAUUUUCUUCUGCAUAUUUCUGCAGACCUGUGAAAUGCAUCAGUUAAAUGCAAAUAUACUCGUAUAAUCCUCAUUGCAAAACUCUUUGAAUGCAGGUGACUUGGUCAAUAGAGAAACACGUUCUGACAAAACAAAAUUUUCAUUUGCAUGGCAGUCUUGUCAUUUUGGUUAACACUCUAUUCUAACACUCUAACACUGACUAACAUUUCUGACUAACACUGCCAGUCAUUCCAUAAAUAUGGAACAUUUUGUAAUGUAGAAAAUACAUAUAAAAAAUAAAGAUUUUUGUUGUUGUUUUU
Messenger RNA from Cyprinus carpio (common carp), 760 nucleotides. Its product is annotated as C-X-C motif chemokine ligand 8b, tandem duplicate 3. Gene Ontology annotation, cellular component: extracellular region. Lineage: Eukaryota; Metazoa; Chordata; Actinopteri; Cypriniformes; Cyprinidae. Gene Ontology annotation, molecular function: chemokine activity; CXCR chemokine receptor binding. Gene Ontology annotation, biological process: antimicrobial humoral immune response mediated by antimicrobial peptide; cellular response to lipopolysaccharide; inflammatory response. The record is from RefSeq and is a predicted model, not a curated record.